Messenger RNA from Sceloporus undulatus (fence lizard), 5663 nucleotides. It is a transcript of the gene MCM9, whose product is annotated as minichromosome maintenance 9 homologous recombination repair factor. Gene Ontology annotation, cellular component: MCM complex; nucleus. NCBI's taxonomy places the organism in Eukaryota, Metazoa, Chordata, Lepidosauria, Squamata, Phrynosomatidae. The transcript has 13 exons. Gene Ontology annotation, biological process: double-strand break repair via homologous recombination. The coding region runs from base 108 to 3572 and encodes 1154 amino acids. The record is from RefSeq and is a predicted model, not a curated record. Gene Ontology annotation, molecular function: single-stranded DNA helicase activity; ATP hydrolysis activity; ATP binding.
UCCUUCCGGCCUCCAGUUUUGGCGCCUCCAAUCCCCAGCGCAGCUUCGGGAAGAGCCUUGCCUGGGACCAGGGAUGCUUUUGGCGCCUUGGACGACCGGGGUUCACUAUGAUUCUGAAUACUGAUCAGAUAAACCUAACUGGACAAGUGUUUGAGUCGUAUAUUUUGGAACACCACAAAAAUGAUAUCUUGCAGAUUUUAAGAGAGAAAGAUGAUGAUGCCCAUUACCCAGUUGUUAUCGACGCUCUAACGCUUUUUGAGACCAAUAUGGAAAUUGGUGAAUAUUUUAAUGCAGUCCCCAAUGAAGUGCUUCCCAUUUUUGAUAAUGCAUUGCGCAGGGCAGCUAUGACAGUAUGCCAGUCCGUUUCUCAAGCUCAUGACUUCAUCAUUAAACAGAAUCUUCAUGCCAGAAUAUCAGGUCUACCCGUUUGUCCAGAGCUAACCAGAGAACACAUCCCAAAGACCAGAGAUGUUGGACACUUCCUUUCGGUCACCGGCACUGUGAUUCGCACCAGCCUAGUGAAGGUCCUGGAGUUUGAACGGGAUUACAUGUGUAACAAGUGCAAGCAUGUCUUUGUGAUCAAAGCUGAUUUUGAGCAAUACUAUGCUUUCUGCCGCCCAUCAGCCUGCCCUAGCAAAGAAGGCUGCAACUCAUCAAAGUUCACUUGUCUCUCCGGAACAUCAUUUGCUCCCAGUAGUUGCAGAGACUAUCAAGAAAUAAAGAUUCAGGAACAGGUCCAAAGGCUAUCUGUUGGAAGCAUUCCUCGUUCUAUGGUGGUUGUCCUUGAAGAUGACUUAGUUGAUAAUUGCAAAUCUGGUGAUGACAUAACAGUUUAUGGAAUAGUAAUGCAGAGGUGGAAACCUUUUCACCAAGAUUCACGCUGUGAUGUAGAGAUUGUCUUGAAAGCCAAUUACAUUCAAGUAAACAAUGAGCAGAUGACAGGAGUUAUCAUUGAUGAGGAAGUCCGGAAGGAAUUUCAAGACUUUUGGGAAAAACAUAAGAAUGAUCCCUUGUCAGGCAGGAAUGAAAUUUUAGCAAGCUUGUGCCCUCAGAUUUUUGGCUUGUAUCUCGUGAAGUUGGCUGUAGCCAUGGUCCUUGCAGGGGGUGUACAGAGAACAGAUGCUGCAGGCACUCGGAUUAGAGGUGAAUCUCAUCUUUUAUUGGUUGGAGACCCUGGGACAGGAAAAUCUCAAUUUCUGAAAUAUGCAGUAAAGAUUACUCCACGAGCAGUGCUUACAGCAGGAAUUGGAUCUACCAGUGCAGGUUUGACAGUCACUGCUGUGAAAGACUCUGGAGAAUGGAAUUUGGAGGCUGGAGCUCUGGUGCUGGCGGAUGGUGGCCUUUGUUGUAUUGAUGAGUUUAACAGCAUCAAGGAACAUGACAGAACCAGUAUUCAUGAAGCAAUGGAGCAGCAAACAAUCAGUGUGGCAAAGGCUGGCUUAGUGUGCAAACUGAACACGAGGACCACUAUUUUGGCAGCAACCAAUCCCAAGGGCCAGUAUGACCCCAAUGAAUCUGUCUCAGUGAACAUAGCACUUGGAAGUCCUCUUCUUAGCAGGUUUGAUCUUGUCCUGGUAUUGUUGGAUGCAAGAAAUGAAGAGUGGGAUCGCAUUGUUUCUUCCUUCAUAUUAGAAAAUAAAGGCUGCCCCAGCGUGUGUGAAAAGCUUUGGACUAUGGAAAAGAUGAAAACAUACUUUUGCCUUAUAAAGAACCUACAGCCAGUGUUGACUGAUGAAAGCAACCUGAUUCUUGUCCGCUAUUACCAGAUGCAAAGGCAGAGUGACUGCAGAAAUGCUGCACGGACCACCAUUCGCUUAUUAGAAAGCUUGAUACGGUUAGCCGAAGCACAUGCUCGAUUGAUGUUUAGGGAGACAGUAACUGUGGAAGAUGCUGUAACUGUGGUUUCGGUGAUGGAGUCUUCUAUGCAGGGUGGUGCACUUCUUGGAGGGGUCAAUGCACUGCACACUUCGUUUCCUGAGAACCCAGUGGAGCAAUACCGAAUGCAGUGUGAACUGAUCUUAGAGAAGUUGGAGCUGCAAGAGCUUCUGUGUGAAGAACUGAAAAGGCUUGACAGAUUACAGAAUGAAAAUUCAUCUCAAUUUCUGCAAUCCAAAGAAUCAUCUUUGAACCAUCAUUCACUUGGGAAAUCAAAGGAAGUGUCUCAUCCUCAACAUUUGGACAAAGAGGGAAAUCAUUCAGAUUUUCAGUUGCAACCCCCCUUAGCCAAAAUAAACCCUACAACUGAUAUGGAUCCAGUGUUCACAAACAGCCAAAUGUGUGAUGAUAACAGAAUAAUAGAACUACCGUGCAAACGUAAUGAGAACAGCAGUGACAGCAGUUUGAACUGGUUUGAUACUUUAGCAGGUGGCAGCAAUGAAGCUGAAAAGAGCACUUGCAAGUCUCCAGUUGUAAGACCAUCUCAAGACCAUUCCUCUUUGGAAACACCAAGCAACCAGGUCUGCUUGAAAGAGAGAAAUUAUUUCAGAGAAGCCAAACAAGCAGAGACGCAGGAAUCACUGACAACAGUAGCUGCAGGAAAUCCUUAUAGUCAGUUUGUUUCUCAUCUUGAGGAGGCAGACAAGCCUUUGACAUUAUCUCCAAGAGUAAGCCACAAAGGUUUGCCUUCCCCUCCAUCCCCUGACUUAGUAGUUACUCAAAGGGCCUCUAAGAAAUGGCAAAGGGUGAAUAUUGAGAGAGUUCGUGGGUUUUGUGCAAGCACACCUGAUCCUAAGACUGGAAAUCUCCCAGCUUCAUUAUUUUCUCAUCCAGGCAUUGCUCCCCAGUCUCCUAUAAUGGACUUAAAAGCUUCCCUUUCUCACUAUGUGUCUUCAAAAUAUCACGAAUUGGUAACUUCAACCAGAAAGCGAAACAGAGACCAGGCAGAGAAAGGAGGAGAAGAAAGCAGUGAACCUAAAAUCCUCAAGAACUCAGGACCUGCACCUCCUAAACUAACCAAAUUUUCCUUUAAGCAGAAGCCAAGGCUUUCUCACACAUCUGAAAAUGAGGCCCAUGCUAGAUUACCCCAAACUGUUUGCAGCCCUUGCUCUUCUACCACAAGUGUGUUAGUAGAGGAAAGGUCCAAAAAAGCAUGUUCUGAGGAACACCAGAAAGAACAUGAUACUAAUGUAGGAAUUAAAAGCAUGGUGAAACGACCUUGUGAUAACAAAAGAGAGGAACAGCAGCAAAAUGAAAUGAUUGCCCCUUCAGCUAUGAAAAAUACCAGCAUGGGAGAAGAAAUAUUGGGUGGCCUGAACACAAAAAAGGUGUGCUCCAGCACAUUAGCAAAAUUGGCCAGGUUUGCCUUCAUGCCACCUGCUGAAUCCAGAGAAGAGCCUACAGAAUCAAAAACAAAGCCUCACUCAGUUUCUUUGAAUGUCAGUUGUAAAAAGGAGGACAGGCAAAAGCAGCCCCUGAAGACCCAAAGUGAUAAUGCAGGUCACACAAGGAAGUGCUUUGAACUAGGCAAAGGUAGCAUGGUCACAGGCAAAUCUUUGUUCUCAGUGACUGAUUUUGAUGAUACGGAGUUAGACUUUGAUUGGAAUGAAGACAGCCAAGAAAAAAACACAUCUUGAAACAUAAUUUCUGUGGCCUCAUCAAAAAGAUACUUUGACAGUUUCUGUAAUUGGCUUAAUUUGGGGUUUGGGGAAAACUGUGGUAAAUAAAAUCUAGUUUCAUCUUGCCCUAAAAUAAUAAGAGCCCAAAUGGCUUUGUUAUAGAUCAGAUGAUAAAAUGAUCAUACUUUGAAAUCUCUUCCCCCUGGAUAGUGGUGUUUUGAGAACACUCAGACUGUUAGCCUCAAACAGAAUAAAUCUUAUUGAAGUGAGCAGGACUAACUAUAGAGGAGUCCUUUGAAGAAAGCAGUAGAUCAGAUGCUGUUGUAGCUAACUCUUUCAAGCUAACUCUUUCAAGAUGUCUAAUUCCAUUAAUAGUUCAGAUGGCAUAUUUUGGUAAAACUGCUGAAAGAGUAAUCCUUAAAAAUAAAUCAGAAUUUCCCCCUUAUUUUUAUCCUACCAUCUGCUUAUUACACAAAUGCUCUAUUUGGUUAGGUUCAGUUAGGCUCUUUUUUCAAGUAAAAGGAAAAAUUGCAAACUGCACUUUAAAAAUAAUGAUUAUGUGUCCUGUCCCCCCCCCCCAUGCGCCAUUUAAUGUUUACUUCGUUGCUUUAUCAAGGACUGGUUCUAUUCCAUAAUGGUUUUAGGUCUAUGGUAUUCAAGUGAUCUUCACACUGUAUCAGUUAGAUAGUACUGUCUGGUAUAAAUAGCCAAAAGUAUUUUCCUGGAUCUCUUGUGGCUAUACACCUUUUCAUGCAAAGAAUGGGAAUAGGCUAUGGUAGCCUAGUUAUUCAUCAUGGAUAGGUUCAUUGGUAUUUUAUUGGAGAAUUUCAUUUAUUUGUUUACUAUGGACUCCUCAGCACACAUUCUUCUUUUCACUAUUGUAUUGUAGAUUCAAUGGGCUUCCUAAUAUUUGGCUUAUUUAGGCUUGCAUCUUUUGUCCAGUCAAAAGAAACUGGGAUGGUUAAGCCAUUGUAGGGCUUAAAAUGACUGAGGAAGUGGAGUUUGGUUAUCAUGUAUCAAUUAAAAUUUAUGAUUUCUGGUUUUUGUCCUUGUGUAAAAUAUCCAUUAGUAGGUUCUCCUUGGCUUCAAUCUAGUUACUUGAUAAAUGCAAAGAAAGUCACAAUGGGCUCUUAGAAAGAGUAAAAAAACAAAACAAAAUAAACAUAGAUGCCUUAAAAAGAAAAGGGAAUUGCUCAAUGUUUUAGACAAAUAUAUGCAUACAGGUCCAAAAUACACUGCAGAAACAAUCCAGUUUGAGAUCACCUAACUGCUCUGGCUCACUGCUGUAGUUUUGAGAGACAUUUAGCCUUCUUUGUCAGAGAGCUCUGGUGCCACAAGAAACUACAAUUCCCAGGAUUGCUUAACACUGAGCCAGGGCAGUUAACUGAUAUCAAGUUCUGUGGCCCACUGUGACCAAUUUGCCCUUACUCCAGUGCAAAUUUACCCUGGAUUUAGAGGUGGGUUUGUGGGGGGUAGUACCAGAAGAUGUAGCUAUGGGGAGGUAACUACAUGUGAGAUUUAUGUCUCUUAAUUCAGGAUGUCAAUCUGUGGCCACAGUUCUGUAUCACAUACUUAGCUAUGUAACCCACAUUCAGAAACUGCCUUGAUAAAGCUUUGUAUCAACAGAUGGUAGUUAAAUAAUUCAAUUAUAAAACGUAAUGCUGGCCAUCAAAUUAUAUCUAGGUACAUUUUUACAAGUACUGUAAUUGCAUACAGUACUUGAGAAAUCUUAUGAAUGACAGCAUUUGCCCUUGUCCUUUGAUUGCCUAGUCCUUGGUCCAAGAUUCAUUGUGGCUUUGUGAAAUUUAAUAUCAAAUAUCAAUUUCUUCUUUAUUUAGUAGUAAAUCAAGAUGCCACAUACACACCAAUCUGAUCCUUGAAGCACCCUCUUGCCACAAGAGGUAUUAAUGUACACAGUGUGUCUGUGAACAGAGAACAAACAAGGUCAUGCUGAAAUACAAGCUAGACUUCUUGGUGAAUUAUAAAACAUUAAUUGGGUCUUCUGUUGCAUAUCAUACAUGAUGCACUUACUUGAUCGAAAACUAGGUAGUAAAUGCUCAGUAUUGGUUGCAAUGGAAUCAUUCUGUUAAUAAUAAAUACUAUGCUUUU